Messenger RNA from Helicoverpa zea (corn earworm), 1005 nucleotides. RefSeq lists its product as uncharacterized. Lineage: Eukaryota; Metazoa; Arthropoda; Insecta; Lepidoptera; Noctuidae. The record is from RefSeq and is a predicted model, not a curated record. The coding region runs from base 66 to 971 and encodes 301 amino acids. The transcript has 2 exons. Gene Ontology annotation, molecular function: nucleic acid binding.
ACAGAUCUGCUCUAAUAGAGAAACCAAACAUAGCAGCAAAGCGGGAGCAAUAUUUGAAAAUUAUUAUGGAGAACAGAAACCUGCCUCUAGAACUACAAAAAGAAAUAAUAUAUUUAGAUGAAAGCUAUAUUCAUUCAUCAUACAAGCUGAAAAAAUGUUGGCAAUCAGUUGAUGUCAGCGGAGUGAAACACAACAUAUCAAAAGGCAAGAGAUAUAUAAUCGUACAUGCGGGGAGUGAGAAAGGAUUUGUUCCAAAUGCCCUUUUGAUUUUCAGUGGCACAAACAAAAAUGAUGACUAUCACUCAGAAAUGAAUAAAUAUAACUUUACAAAAUGGGUCACUGAAAAAUUAAUCCCCAACCUAAGGGAACCUUCCAUCAUUGUGAUGGACAAUGCUCCAUACCAUUCGGUUGUCUUGAACAAGGCACCAACUAGUAUUUCAAAGGUUGCUGAGAUAAAGUUAUGGUUAUUGGAAAACAAUAUAACUUUUGAGGACUCUCUCCGUAAACCUCAAUUAUUAAUGCUUGUGAAGCAGCAUAAACCAGAGCCUAUUUAUGAAAUUGACCAUAUUUUAGGAGAUCAUGGUCACACUGUGGUACGCCUUCCACCUUAUCACUGUGACCUGAAUCCUAUAGAGUUGAUAUGGGGAAUUGCAAAGCAUAAAAUUGCUUCGGUCAAUGUUGGAUCCAGUGAUAUAAAGGUGGCUGCUGAACAAGCAUUUUCAGACAUUACUGCCGAAGACUGGAAGAACUCAUGCAAGCAUGUAAUGAAAAUAGAAAAAGAAUAUUAUGACAGAGGUGCCAUUAUGUACGAACAGAUGGAACAACUAGUCAUAAAUCUAAGAGAUGACAGUAGUAGUGAUUCAGAAUUAGAAUAUUCCAGCGAUUCUGAAGGUGCAGGAAGCUCAAGCCAAAAUGUGAGCUUUUCUGGCAUUGAAUAUUUAGAUGAAAGUGUUUUUGAUUCAUCUGAUUGAAUUGAUUGAUAUUAAAAUAAAACUUCAAACAAAA